Messenger RNA from Culicoides brevitarsis, 625 nucleotides. Its product is annotated as general odorant-binding protein 56a-like. Bases 34 to 519 code for a protein of 161 amino acids. The transcript has 2 exons. The record is from RefSeq and is a predicted model, not a curated record. Gene Ontology annotation, molecular function: odorant binding. Gene Ontology annotation, biological process: sensory perception of smell. Lineage: Eukaryota; Metazoa; Arthropoda; Insecta; Diptera; Ceratopogonidae.
ACUUUCACGUUAAACACAUCAAAAAAAUCCAAAAUGAAAUCCCGUCCGUUUCUUUGUUGCACAAUUUUCGUGCUUGGCGUCUUGCAAUUUUCCCCUGUCGCUUCCAAUUCUACUUCCAUUAAACGUUUUUCGCAGCCAACGACGCUCGAAGAGGACGCCGAGAACGAGUGCAAGGACCAGUUUGCGGUGACGGCAAAGCAGCUAUCGCAACUCCAUAAUCGCGACUUUGAGAGCAUCGACCCGGUGGACGAACGCGUGCAGUGCUUCGUCAAAUGUUUCUUCCAAAAAGCGAAAUGGGUCGAUGCCACCGGGAGUCUGAAUCGCACGCAAAUGGAAGCCGAUGUGCCGACAGAUGUGCGACACGAAAUCUCGCAAAUUGUGCAACGGUGUACGCCGUUACAGGGUCAAACAGCCUGCGAAACGGCCUUCAAGCAGACCAAAUGCUUCGUUGUGGAAUACAAAAAGGUCGAGAAGGAAUAUGCGGCAAAGUUUACCGACGAUUCGGCACAACAUCUGUAGAGAAUUUUUUUUUGUUGGGCAUUCAAUUUGCGAGUAAAUUCUAUAUUCGACUGUGGUGAUACAAAACAAAAAAUAAUAUAAUAAAAAUUUAUACAAUAAACGACGA